This is a messenger RNA of Petromyzon marinus (sea lamprey), 6097 nucleotides long. Its product is annotated as F-actin-uncapping protein LRRC16A-like. Gene Ontology annotation, biological process: regulation of Arp2/3 complex-mediated actin nucleation; cell migration. NCBI's taxonomy places the organism in Eukaryota, Metazoa, Chordata, Hyperoartia, Petromyzontiformes, Petromyzontidae. The record is from RefSeq and is a predicted model, not a curated record. Gene Ontology annotation, cellular component: lamellipodium; plasma membrane. Gene Ontology annotation, molecular function: protein binding.
AACUCAGGCGCUGGGGGACUCGGGGGCGUCCCGUUACUCCGUCGCGUUAUAACCCCUCGCGUUGCCAUCGUUACUCGCGGUGCUCACUCAGGCGGGGUGGGGGGCGGGCGACCAGACCCCGAGCAGGACUCUACGGGACUCCUGGGGAGGGGGGGGGGUCCCUCACUCGUCGUCUCCUGGAACCAGAGACGGGACCGAGGGGGACCAUGGCUGAGGAGGAAAGCGCAACAUCAGGCAGCUGGCGAAGCCUACUGGGCCGCCACGGGGCCCCGCGUUUCCACACGACCGUGCGCCUCGACACCAAGGGAUCGGCGGCCGAGCGACUCCUGGUGCUGACGGCGUGGAGAGGCUUCCUGUUGUCGACUCGCACCCCAAGCAAGGUGGAGUCCACGUUCCACUUUUUGGAGAUCCAGGCGGCCACACUCAAGGGCAACAAGUUGCUGCUAGAGACGGAGCGGGUCGGCGUCACCAUGACGAUGGGCUCUGCGGAGGAGGCCGACGUCGUUCUGGUGCACAUCAUGGUCGCCGCACAGGCCGCAGUGCCCGGGGUCAGCCCUCCUUUCUUGAAGAGGCUGACUCUGGACAUGCACGAGCGGGCGAACUCCUUGCAGACAGCCUGGGCCCGGCAGAGCAUUGUGGAUAUGGGGCCCUGUGGGGGAUUCUCGCAGACGUAUGCGUGCAUCUGUGAUCAGCUGGGCCUGCCCUGCAGGGAAGAGGUGCAGUGGGACGUGGACACCAUCUACCUGUCCCACGACUCACGCGAGCUCAGCCUCAAUGAUUUCAGCCACCUAGACGGCAGGGACCUGGUCCCCAUCGUUGCGACGCUCGAGUUCAGCUCCUGGUUCACCAAGCUGCACUGCAAGGACGUCAGGCUGUCUGCAGAGGUCUGCGAACAAGUGCUGCGCGUGAUGUCGCGAUCCUCGCGCCUGGAGGAGCUGGUGCUCGAGAACGUUGGGCUCAAGUCUGAUUUUCUGCAGAAACUUGCCGCGGCGUUGACCCAAAAUCCUGCGAGCUGCCUCCACUCCAUAAAUCUGUCCAACAACAGCCUGGAGGACCGAGGGCUGUAUCAGCUGAGUCAGCAGCUUAGCCGACUUGGCAAGGGACUACGCAGUCUCAACCUGUCCCGCACAGCGCUCACACUCAAAGGGGUGAACGCGAUGUCGCAGGCGCUGAUGACCAGCGAGUUGACCCUGAACUCGCUCACGUGCCUAGACCUCUCUAGUGUCGUCCUGCGCGCAGACGAGACGUCGAACCUGUACGCGUUCCUGGCGCAGCCCAACGCCCUGGCGGUGCUUGACCUGUCCGGCACGGAGAGCGUCGUGGAGACGAUGUUCGGGGCGCUCUUGCGGGGCUGCUGCCGGCACUUGCAGGAGCUGCGCCUAUCAAAGAACGUCUUUUCCUAUCGGAAGGCACGGGACGUGCUGCCCUCCUGCAGGCGUUUCUUCAGCAGCGCGCUCAUCCUUUCUCACAUCGACCUCUCCGACACCCGCCUACCGGCCCCCGCCGUCCGGGAGCUGCUGCUGGGGCUGGCAGCGAACAAGCACCUGCAGGACGUGUCGCUGGAGCUCAGCGGCUGCGAGUUGCGUCUGGAAGGAUCCAAGGCUCUCAAGUACUGCCUGGAGGACGUCCCCAACCUCUCGCGCCUCGACCUGGCCGACAACGGUCUGGAUAGCGAUCUCCUGUCGCUCAUGAAUGUCCUCGGCAAGAAUCGCUCCAUACGCCACCUCGACCUGGGCCGUAACUUCUCCAGCCUUAAGCCCAAGAUGCUGUCCAAGGUGCUGGACGGGGUGGUGCAGCUGAUACAGGACGAGGACUCGAUGCUGCAGUCCCUGUCGCUGGCCGACUCGCGGCUCAAGAGCGGCACGAGCGUCGUGGUGAACGCGCUCGGCAGCAACGCGUCGCUCGCCAGCGUCGACCUGAGCGGCAACGCCAUGGGGGACCUGGGGGCGCGCAUGCUGGCCAAGGCGCUCGCCAUCAACAGCUCGCUCCGGACGGUGAUCUGGGACAAAAACGGCACGACCGCCCAGGGCUUCCAGGAUGUGGCCAGUGCCCUAGAGAAGAACUACAGCCUGCGAUUCAUGCCCCUUCCCAUGCACGACGCGGCGGCCGCAAUGAAGACGCAGCCGGAGAGGACAGAGGAGGCCCUGCAGAAGAUCGAGAAGCUACUGUUGCGGAACCACGGGUCGCGGCGCUCCUGCCCGGAGCAGGCGUACCGCCUGCAGCACGGCAUCCUCGCCAGCACAUCCCAGCAGCUGGUGGACAGGAUGUGCGUGAGGGCCCAGGACCAGCUGAGGGCCCUGCAGAGCGGAGGGGUGGGGGUGACCGAGGGCCCUGCCCGCUCAGACAUGAUGCACGCUCAGGCCCUGCUGCAGGAGGCCAAGAACUCCAAGGCCCUGCUGCCCACGCUGUUCCACCACAGCCCGGGGGGGCCCGACCCCCUCAGCGUGCAGAUGGAGGAGACGACGGCGGAGGUGGCGGCUGUGCUCGACUCGCAGCUGCAGGCGAUGCUGGAGGCCAUGGUGCGCGUAGGGGAGGGGCUGUGCCCCCACACGACAGCGGCGCCGGGCGUCCACGCCGCCCUCCUCGCCGCCGGCGCUGAGAGAAUCUCCGUCCCGCGCUCGCUGGUGCGGAGCCUCGGCCUCGAGCAGGCGGCCGUGGAGCUACACGACAAAGCGAGCGAGGUACGCCUGUCCCUGUCGGCACUCCUGGCGGACCGCAUCACGGACAAGCUCUUGGAGCAGCUGUGCGGCGUCCACGCCAAGCUGGCUGGGCACCUGGCUGGCCACGGCCUCGCGCUGAGGGGGCAGCCGCCUCCCGCAGGACAGGCCUCACCGCAGGAAGACGGCGCUCGCUCCGAGGAGGCCGACAUCGUCACGAUGUCGCCCGUCUCACGCAAGCGGAGCCUUCGCAACAGGAGGAUGCGACCGGUGUCGCGUGCCUUCGCCGACGGUGUGCUGGAUGGCGGAGCCGCGGCUGCGACGGCAGCGCCGCAGAAGGGCGGCACGAGCGAGCCGCCGCCGAUGGACGUGUCGGAGCCGCCGCCAGGAGAUGCGGGGAGGCUGGAGCACGUGACCAAGGGGAGACCCAAGAAACCGGGUCGGCCGGGGCGGCAGCACCGCCCGUCCGUCUCCGCAAGUCUCCGCGGUGUUCAGGAUGAGGGAGCUGUGGAUGAAGGAAUCGCUGAGUUCUUCACCAAGAAAGUCCUUCCUCCUUCAGCCAGGCUCCAGGCUGUGGGGACAGAGAGGGGACAGCACCCACAUGGCAGGAAGGGCAGCUUCUUCUCCUUCCUGAAGCCCUGGGCCCCACGCCCACCGCAGCUCACGUCUCAGCCCACCUUGGAGCUGGGCCCGGCCUCCACAGCGCCCGACAGCUCUGAGUCGUCGCUGCCGCCGCCGGCAGUAAAGAAGGACGCGGCGGAGUUGGCGCGGGAGGGCCCCACGGAGGCGGUCACAGCGACGGAGGAGGCGGCGUCCCCCGUGGAGCGGUGGCGCAUGUUCGGCGUCCCCGUCAUGAUGCCGCCCCUUCCGGCUGGGCUGCCAUCCCAGCACCCUGAUCUCACCUCCGGCAGGACCAAGAAAUCGGAUUCGGUCAGCCAAGACGACGACUCCACGGAGAGCAAGAGCUACGUCCCGGGGCCUGGAGGUCAGCCAGGCUCCGGAGGGGAGAGGAGGAUGACCGCGCGGCGCCGGGCCCUGCAGCCGCCCACGAGCCGCGACCUCCGCGAGGACGACGGUGACGCGGCGCCGGAGGGCCCCGCGACGGCCGUCCGGCGGUGCCGCCCCAACGCGCCCAACGGGGAUGAGGGAGAUGGCGAGGAGAAUGCUCCGAGCGAGCCACAAGCGGCCUCCUCCCCUCGAAUUCCGAAGAAGCACGAGGCCGACCCGGCGCCCAAGGGGGCGGUCCUCCCCCGGGCCGCCCUGCAGCCUCCAGGUUCAGCAAAUCGGUGCCGCCCGGCCUCCAUGGUAGAGGAGGGCAGCCCCAGCUCGGUGGAAGACCACGUCUUCUCUGACCCUGCCCACCAAUCACAAGCCUCGGCGGCAAGACCCGUCACGGCGGAGGCGGAGCCUCGGAGGUCACGGAGGAUGAUGGUGAAGUGCCACUCGCUGGGGCAACAGGUGGACGAAUAGCCGAGGCGAAGGAGCAGGAGAGGCUGUGGCUGACGGCCCCGUGCCGUGCUGCUGAUGCUGGAACAGGCCUGGGCCACCGAAGCCCCCCGCCUGCUGCCCCGGGUCGAAGGAACCGAGCUUGAAUGAACCUCUUGAGCCGUGCGCUUGUCUCCCUUUAAGCGGUGCCUUAUUUCACACGCGCUCAUCUAACGGUCGCACGCUUCCUUGGAACGUGUUGCGUCGAUGUGUUCAACUGUAAACCCUCAACGCGCGAGCGUCGCUCACUCCGCGGUGCAUGUGAGCCGCGGGUGGCGGUGAGGGGCUGCUGGUUUAACUCUUGCUAGCGGGGCCACGCUCUGCGUUGUUGCCACCGGUUAUUUUUCAAAACAUGGGAAUCACGUUUUCGGGAUGGGUGGUGCAGUGAUUCGCGCUCUGUGCUAUGAACUCUACAACCUGAGUUCGAUUCCCAGAAACGGGCCGAUGCUGGGUGAGUAAAACACAGAUUCCAUUAAUUUGGACCAGUUCUGGGCCUCCCCUAGGUCCAGAAUCUGCUACAAUGUGUAAACAUCAACACAGGGGAAAGUAAAUCGGCCGAGUGUAGUACCGGCCACAUCUGCCCCUCUUGUGUGGCAGAGCCGGCUUUAAUAAGUGCUUGCUGACAGCACUUGCCCUGACGGUCGUAUGUAGGCUAUACGGGGGACUUUUAUACGAGGUCAAGGUAUAAAAGAGCCACUCCCAGGCUCUGGGGUAUCAGUGUUCAUUGAAUUCUUCCUUGCACCGAGAAAUGGAAACUGAGAUUUGCCAAGCCACGAUCGCCCAAGGUCCGGCGCCUGAAUAUCACCAGGGCCCUGUCCUAUGCUCCUCCCUACUGAGUCGUGCACCAUUGCUGUUGACGCCAUGAGCUGCUAGUGUCUCGUUAUAAACUUGAACUCGCAACUGGUUUUGGUUUUGUUUUUUGAGCGUUCUGGAUUGUUAAUGUUAUGGUCAGUAUUUUUUCAUGUUUUGCAGGGGCGGUAUUUUAAUAAUUGUCGUUCUGCACUGUUGCUAUGAUUCAUGCCAAGGAAUGUUCAAGCAGUGCAAACCAAAGGUUGCCGUGCGUGUGCGAACAAUGGUGGCUCAGUGGCACCGCGGCUGCGAGCGGAUGCGCAGUGACCUCUACUUCGUGGGGGUUCCAGAGACUCGGCAAAAUUAUCUCACGCCGGGCCACAAUCCCAGGCUGCAACGAUGGGUUACUUAGCAACCACUCUCUUAACGUAUCCCAAAGCGCACGCGGUACGCUCGGUAACAUAACCCAGCAGUGUUUUGUUGUCGUUGGUUUUGUUGCUGCAUGAAGGUGAAUAUGCUUGAAUGGAAAGUGGUGUGUCAGUGAUUUUCCACGUUAAAGAGACGGAAGGGUCCAGUGGAGAAUGCGGCGGGAGGUGAGGAUCGGGGUCAGAGAGACGCGGGUUGGCCGGGACACGAAGCCGCUCAAGUCUCCCGCUCGCUCCUCUUGGCAAUGGGUUAAAAGCGAUUGGAACCGCUACGACACUUGCGUUGAUUCGCGAUGCGUGCCCCGACUUGAUGAGUCAAAUCGCGAGGAGCGCGAAUUGUUAGGGGCGGGUCCGUUGCCUUUCCUCCCGGGCCCCUCAUCCAUGCUGGCGCUCGGCAGACGCGUGCAGUAUUGUAGCUGUUGAGUGUGCAGGCGGUGUCACUGCACCGGGGCCCACGGGCCAGAGGGCCCCAGGCACUGGGUUGCAAGGAAGGAAAUGGUAUACAAGGGGCCCCCAUUUCAUUCCUUGCAACCGGGGCCAUGCUGACCAAGAUACGUCGCACGGAGGACGCGUUGGCAAGAAGUCAUGAGGACGUUCAUCAUGGGUUUUUACAUCGAAUUUAUACCGUUAAUACUUUUUAUAUAACAGUUGGUUUAAUAGCUAUGUAACUUGUUGGUAAACACGUGCAAUGUCAUGCUGUGCGCGCACUGUAAACCUGAAUUAAAUCGAGGUUCGCACUGA